This is a messenger RNA of Cuscuta campestris, 2244 nucleotides long. Lineage: Eukaryota; Viridiplantae; Streptophyta; Magnoliopsida; Solanales; Convolvulaceae. The record is from the annotation of a GenBank genome assembly.
CAUAAUAAACACAAACGGAAAAUAAAAAACCACAACAACACAGCAAAAAUGAAAAAGAAUGCAGAAACAAAAAAAAAAAGAAAAAAAAAGAACAAAAAAACAACGGCAGAAAAGAAACCAGAAAAAAAGAUAAAAAUUGAAGGGAGAGGAAGAAUCUACCGCUGGAGAGGAGCUGGGUGAGCGAAGGGAUCGGAGAUCGGAUACGGCUAGCAAAGGGAUCUGAGAUCGGAGAGCGACGGGAUUGGGAGAGCGAAGGAAUCUCAGGAGCGGCUUGCGAAGGGCAGCAUCGGAAGGGAAUCUGAUGACCGUGGUGUUUCGCGAAACAAGGUAGAUUUUAUGACGGUGAAGCUACCUCCAUUCACCUCCCCUCACCUAUAUCAGUUUCUUCCCCAAACAAGGUAGAUUUUAUUUUCUACCUAAUCAUACCUUCACCUCCCUCCAUCGAAACACAACGUAAUCAUCUUUCUGGCGAAGAUACUCGGCACUCUGUAAAGUCCAUCCAGGGCCGAGGCUUUGCGUGGAGUGUAGAGCUAUGGCCGCUUCCACCGGAGUGGGGCUAUCCUGGGCAUCGAGUUUGACCCACAACCGCAUGUCAAGAUUGGCGGCGCAGCCAUCUUGUCGCCGGUGGAUUCCCUCUUCUUCUCCCAGUGCCACCACUAGAAUGGCGGUGUCAUCAGUCCUCGAGAAGCAGAACAAUUUUACACUCCAGAAAUCCGAGGAAGCUUUCAAGAAGGCAAAGGAGUUGAUGCCUGGAGGUGUGAAUUCGCCUGUUCGUGCCUUCAAACCAGUCGGCGGGCAGCCUAUUAUGAUUGAUUUUGUGAAGGGCUCGUAUAUGUGGGACAUAGAUGGAAAUAAGUAUAUCGACUAUGUAGGUUCUUGGGGCCCAGCUAUCAUCGGCCAUGCAGAUGACAAGGUACUGACAGCAUUGACCGAAACAAUGAAGAAAGGGACAAGCUUUGGUGCUCCAUGUCUUCUCGAAAACACAUUGGCAGAGAUGGUCAUUGAAGCUGUUCCGUCCAUAGAAAUGGUUCGAUUUGUUAAUUCAGGGACAGAGGCUUGUAUGGGUGUGCUAAGACUUGCUCGUGCUUUCACUGGGCGAGAAAAGUUGAUCAAAUUUGAGGGAUGUUACCACGGGCAUGCAGAUCCGUUUCUUGUUAAAGCAGGCAGUGGGGUUGCCACCUUAGGGCUCCCAGACUCCCCCGGAGUUCCCAAAGCAGCAACAUCAGAAACACUUACUGCCCCCUACAAUGACAUUUCAGCGGUGGAAAGCCUCCUUCACGCCAACAAAGGGGAAAUUGCAGCCAUUAUCCUGGAGCCUGUAGUUGGAAAUUCUGGGUUUAUUUUGCCCAAGCCCGAUUUUCUCAAUGCAUUGCGUCGGAUGUCAAAAGAGAAUGAAACUCUCCUCAUCUUUGAUGAAGUCAUGACUGGAUUUCGCUUGUCAUACGGUGGAGCUCAGGAGUAUUUUGGCAUAACCCCUGAUUUGACAACACUUGGGAAGAUCAUUGGUGGUGGCUUGCCUGUAGGGGCAUACGGUGGGAGGAGGGAGAUUAUGGAGAUGGUGGCACCUGCUGGACCUAUGUAUCAGGCUGGGACGUUGAGUGGAAAUCCUCUGGCAAUGACUGCUGGAAUCCACACACUAAAGCGGUUAAAGGAACCAGGAAGCUACGAAUACUUGAACAGCGUCACGGGUGAACUGAUCAAUGGGAUUUUGGUGGCUGGACGGGAGGCAGGUCAUGCAAUAUGUGGCGGGCAUAUCAGCGGCAUGUUUGGCUUCUUUUUCACGGAUGGCCCAGUUUACAACUUUGCUGAUGCAAAGAAGAGUGACACUGCAAAAUUUGCAAGAUUCUAUAGAGGAAUGCUAGAGGAAGGCGUGUAUUUUGCACCUUCCCAAUUCGAAGCUGGUUUUACUAGCUUAGCGCAUACUCCCGAGGACAUUCAACACACAAUCGCAGCUGCUAAGAGGGUUUUCCAGAAACUCAAAUAGUUCUCUUCUUCUUCUUUUUCAUUUCAUAUUACUGUUCAUUUCCCUCAUCUUUGGAAUUAACUUUGCUCGAAGUUAGGUUUGAUGUUUGUGCUUGAUCAAUUGUUUCUGUGGAUUUGUGUAAUAGCAUUUCAAGCUGUCAUCAAGCUGUUUUCCCUUGAUUCAAAAGCAAAAGCUGCUAUGUGAUGGUUUGUUUGUAAGGCUCUCUAUAUGUUUGUUUUCUUAUUUCUCUUUAUGCUGUUAAUUAAAUCUGACAGUGGUAU